Amphiprion ocellaris (clown anemonefish) is the source of this 6222-nucleotide messenger RNA. Its product is annotated as semaphorin-3D. Gene Ontology annotation, biological process: semaphorin-plexin signaling pathway; axon guidance; negative chemotaxis. The record is from RefSeq and is a predicted model, not a curated record. Bases 235 to 2493 code for a protein of 752 amino acids. Lineage: Eukaryota; Metazoa; Chordata; Actinopteri; Pomacentridae. Gene Ontology annotation, molecular function: semaphorin receptor binding; chemorepellent activity. The transcript has 18 exons.
UGAUGAAGGAGGAGUUCAGGUUAUAGCUUCAGGCUGAUCAGAACGUGUGGAUCCGUCAGGUGACACCGCAGCUUCUCCUCCAGGUUCUCCAGGUUCUACAGGUUCUUCGGGUUCCUCUGCUGGAUUAAAUCCGAUCCGGAAUCAGAGUUUUUCAUCUCGCUGCAGUUUCGGCUGUGAUGACAUCUUCUGGACGUCCUUCUUCUUCUUCUUCACGUCGCUGAGGAUCCUCCAGAGAUGCUUCCAGACUUCAGGUCCCUCCAAGUUCUGGUUCUGGUUCUCCUCGUGCUGCUGCAGACCUCAGAGUCCAGAUCCUGGAUCCAGACGGGGCCUCGGCUGCAGAUCUCACACUCAGAGCUGAGGAACGGUUCUGCGGUGUUCUGGGAGGACGGGGUCAGUGGAGGGUUCCAGGUUCUGCUGCUGGACGAGGACCAGGGCUGGUUACUGGUGGGAGGGAAAGACCACGUCUACCUGCUGAGGCCGGACGGUCUGGACCUGAAGACCAGGACGAUCUACUGGCCGGCUGCUAGAGAACAUGUGGAACACUGUAGACUGGCAGGAAAGAGUCUGGAGACCGACUGCGCCAACUUUGUCCGUCUGCUGCAGCCGUUCAAUAAAACUCACGUUUAUGUUUGUGGCACCGGAGCUUUCCAUCCUCAGUGUUCAUAUCUGGAGCUGGGACCCAACGCAGAGUUCCUGUUGUCUCCGUCGGUGGAGUCUGGACGAGGAAAGUGUCCCUUCAGCCCCAGAGAGCCGUUCGCCGCCCGGCUGGCCGAGGGUGAACUCUAUGCAGGAACCUCAGUGGACUUCAUGGGAGCGAACGCCGCCAUCUUCAGGACGUCCAUCCAGGGCAGCAGCCAGCACUACAUCCGGACCGAAGCCUACGACCACAACUGGCUCAACGAGCCGGAGUUUGUCGGUUCCUUCUCCAUCCCCGACACUCACAGUCCAGAUGACGAUAAAGUUUAUUUCUUCUUCAAGGAGAGAGCUGUGGAGGCCGGACAGUGGGACCAGAGGGUUUACAGCCGAGUGGCUCGAGUCUGCAAGAACGACGUUGGAGGAAAGAGGAGUCUGAUCAACCGCUGGACGACCUUCCUGAAAGCCCGGCUCGUCUGUUCGGUUCCGGGUCCGUCUGGAGUCGACACUCAGUUCGACGAGCUCGAGGACAUCUUUGUUCUGGAGACCAAAGACCCUCAGAAUCCGACCGUCUAUGGAGUCUUCAGCACGUCCAGCUCCGUAUUUCGUGGUUCUGCCGUUUGUGUUUAUUCGAUGGCGUCCAUCAGAGCAGCUUUCAACGGACCGUUCGCCCAUAAGGAAGGUCCCGACUAUCGCUGGGUGGAGUAUAAAGGACGGAUUCCUUAUCCAAGACCUGGAACUUGUCCCAGUGAGACGUACGACGUCCUCCAUAAGUCCACCAAAGAUUUCCCCGACGACGUCAUCAGCUUCAUGAGGCAGCACCAGCUGAUGUGGGAACCCGUCCUGCCUCUGGGGGGACGGCCCGUCCUGACCCGGGUCCAGCAGGACUACAUGCUGAAGAAGGUGGUGGUGGACCGAGUGGAGGCCGAGGACGGAGCGUACGACGUCCUCCACCUGGGGACAGAUGAUGGGAAGGUGGUGAAGGCUGUGUCGGUCAUUAAGGACAGCUGGAACAGGGAGGAGAUCAUUCUGGAGGAGAUGAGCAUCUUCCAGAGUCCGACUCCCAUCCUGAGCAUGAAGCUUUCCACCAAGAGGCAACAUCUGUACGUCUCCAGCGACGUUGGCGUCGUCCAGCUGAGCCUCCACAGAUGUGACUUUUAUGGAUCCGACUGUGCUGAGUGCUGCCUGGCCAGAGACCCUUACUGCUCCUGGGACGGACAGACCUGCUCCAGGUUCUUCCCGUCCAGCAAGAGGCGUGCACGGCGGCAGGAUGUGAAGCAUGGAGACCCCUGGAGUCAGUGUCCAAUCACAGAGGACGACUCUGGCUCUGUGGAGGUGAAGCAGGUUUACGGCGUCGAAGGAAACUCGACCUUCCUGGAGUGUUCGUCUCGGUCCGGUCAGGCUGAGAUCAGAUGGACGCUGCAGCAGGACCAGAACAGAGAGCUGCCUCUGACUGACGAUGACCGGCGCCUCCUCCUGAAGCGAGGUUUGCUGCUGCAGCGUUUGGACCCGACCGACGCCGGAGUCUACAGCUGCAGCACCCACGAGCAGAACUACGUCCAGCUGCAGGCCCGCUACCGGCUCCACGUCCUGCCCCAGCACGGCCUGCAGCCGGCGGGGAAGCUGCCGGGUCUUCAGCCGGGUCUUCAGGCCCACAGGAACUCGUGGCCAAAUCCUCUGAGGAGCUACAAAGACCUGCAGAUGGUGGACUCCCUGAACAUGGACCAGUACUGUGAGCAGCUCUGGUACCGAGAAAAACGCCGGCAGCAGAAGCUCCGGACGCUGAAGCUGAAGCAGGAGAACAGGAAGGCCCGAGUGAGGAGGAAUAAUCCUCCAGAACGGUCCAGACAGGAGGAAUAGUCCUCCAGAACGGUCCAGACAGGAGGAAUAAUCCUCCAGAACGGUCCAGACAGGAGGAAUAGUCCUCCAGAACGGCCCAGCCAGGAGGAAUAAUCCUCCAGAACGGCCCAGCCAGGAGGAAUAGUCCUCCAGAACGGUCCGGACAGGAGGAAUAAUCCUCCAGAACGGUCCGGACAGGAGGAAUAAUCCUCCAGAACGGCCCAGCCAGGAGGAAUAAUCCUCCAGAACGGUCCAGACAGGAGGAAUAGUCCUCCAGAACAGCCCAGCCAGGAGGAAUAGUCCUCCAGAACGGUCCGGACAGGAGGAAUAGUCCUCCAGAACGGCCCAGCCAGGAGGAAUAAUCCUCCAGAACGGUCCGGACAGGAGGAAUAGUCCUCCAGAAGGGUCCGGACAGGAGGAAUAAUCCUCCAGAACGGUCCAGACAGGAGGAAUAGUCCUCCAGAACGGUCCGGACAGGAGGAAUAGUCCUCCAGAAUGGCCCAGCCAGGAGGAAUAAUCCUCCAGAACGGUCCGGACAGGAGGAAUAAUCCUCCAGAACGGUCCGGACAGGAGGAAUAGUCCUCCAGAACGGUCCGGACAGGAGGAAUAGUCCUCCAGAACGGUCCGGACAGGAGGAAUAAUCCUCCAGAACGGUCCAGACAGGAGGAAUAAUCCUCCAGAACGGUCCAGACAGGAGGAAUAGUCCUCCAGAACGGUCCGGACAGGAGGAAUAGUCCUCCAGAACGGCCCAGCCAGGAGGAAUAGUCCUCCAGAACGGUCCGGACAGGAGGAAUAGUCCUCCAGAACGGUCCGGACAGGAGGAAUAAUCCUCCAGAACGGCCCAGCCAGGAGGAAUAAUCCUCCAGAACGGUCCAGACAGGAGGAAUAGUCCUCCAGAACGGCCCAGCCAGGAGGAAUAGUCCUCCAGAACGGUCCGGACAGGAGGAAUAGUCCUCCAGAACGGUCCGGACAGGAGGAAUAAUCCUCCAGAACGGUCCACACAGGAGGAAUAGUCCUCCAGAACGGUCCAGACAGGAGGAAUAGUCCUCCAGAACGGCCCAGCCAGGAGGAAUAGUCCUCCAGAACGGUCUGGACAGGAGGAAUAGUCCUCCAGAACGGUCCGGACAGGAGGAAUAAUCCUCCAGAACGGUCCAGACAGGAGGAAUAGUCCUCCAGAAUGGCCCAGCCAGGAGGAAUAAUCCUCCAGAACGGUCCAGACAGGAGGAAUAAUCCUCCAGAACCGUCCGGACAGGAGGAAUAAUCCUCCAGAACGGUCCAGAAAGGAGGAAUAGUCCUCCAGAACGGUCCAGACAGGAGGAAUAAUCCUCCAGAACGGUCCAGAAAGGAAGAAUAGUCCUCCAGAACGGUCCAGACAGGAGGAAUAAUCCUCCAGAACGGUCCAGAAAGGAGGAAUAGUCCUCCAGAACGGUCCAGACAGGAGGAAUAAUCCUCCAGAACGGUCCGGACAGGAGGAAUAGUCCUCCAGAACGGUCCAGACAGGAGGAAUAAUCCUCCAGAACGGUCCAGAAAGGAGGAAUAGUCCUCCAGAACGGUUAAAUCUAUCAGGCCGAGGACUUAGAGGAACCAGAACCAGACAGUUUGCUUUCUGAGCAAAGAACAAUAAGCAAUGCAGACUAUAAUCUCCAUAAACACUGAUUAAUAUUCCAGAUAUCCUGAAUAUUUUCACACAUAGACGCAACAGAACAAUGGAAAACUUGUGUUUAUCGGUUAUUUAUCAGUUUUGUUGUGUAAAACGUACUAAAACAUGUACAUUCAUUGCAGACGCUUUACAAAAAGACUUUCUACCGAGGAGUGAACACAGUUAAAAUAGAAGUGAUGCAUCUUUUGUUGUUGUUCAACCAUCGAACCGUAACUUUUAUUAACCUUUAACCGGCUAGCGAUGCCAAAAAUAUGAAGUUAUCUCAGUUUGAACUUAUUUAGUUUGUUAAAGGAGCCAUAAAAACAUCAGUGCUGUUUGUUUUUUUUCAAAUUAGAAGAUUUUUUUGUGUUUUCCAGUUAACUUCUUGAGAAAUUUCCUCUGAACCUGUUUUAAAUGAGCUCCUGUUUAACUGUAAAUUAUGAAGAUAUUCCUAAGAAAAGUCCAUACAGUUUGGAAUUAAAGACAUCCUCUGGAAUAAACCUUUAAAAUUUUAAAUCCUUGGUUAGAGAGUACCAUUGAGUAAAAUAAACAUUUAAAACCACAGCUCAUUGGUUAGAAAAUGCCAUUUUUGUGGAAUAAACCUUCGAAACAAGUACUUGGAUAGAAAGUAGUAUUUUGGGUGGUCAAAAAACAGAACUUGGUAGUUCGUUGAUAGAAUAAACCCUUAGUACUUGCACAGAAAGUGGUUUUAGGUGGAAUAAUCAUUUAAAACCAUAACUCAUUGGUUAGGAAGUCACAUUUUUGUGGAAUAAACCUUUAAAACACAGGUACCUGGACAGAAAGUAACAUCUGGGGUGGACAAAAAACAUACCUUGUGAGUUAGAAAGUGAUUUUUGAUCAAACAAACCCGUAGUAGUUGGACAGAAAGUAAUACUUAGCUGGAAUAAACCUUUAAAAGCAUAACUUAUUGGUUAGAAAGUACGUUUUGAUAGAAUAAACUCUUAAUACUUGGACAGAAAGUGGUAUUUAGGUGGAAUAAACAUUUAAAACUUUAAACAGUUAGAUAAGAACAAGUAUCUUUGAUUGAAUAAACUUUUAAAAUCAUAACUCAUUGGUUAGAAAGUACUGUUUUGGUGGAAUAAACCUUUAAAACACAAGUACUUGGAUAGAAAGUAGUAUUUUGGUUGGGAAAAAACAUAAACUUGUUAGUUAGUACUUGGACAGGAAGUAGUAUUCUGUGUGACCACCAGGGGCCGUCAUGGUGGAAUAAACCUUAAAAUUCAAAACUCAAAGAUCAAUGCACUAAUUAACACAAAAAACAUAAUAUGUAAAACAUGUCAUUGGAUAAAAAUGAAGAAAUAACGACAUUUUUUAUCCAAAACGUCAAAUUUCAGCCUCCCUGAACAACAUAAUGUUCUUCAGAAACACUUUUCUGGACGAUUAUUAAACACUAAAACUCAGAAACACCGACAGAUGGAUGUAAACUGUAAACUGACUAUUUUAUACCAAACUUGGACGUGUUUUUUGUAAUUUGCAGUGAAAAAUUUGCUAUUUUUAUGCAAGUUUUGAGGAAAGUUUUGCAGAAAUUAGCUGAACAAUGACAGGAUCCUUAAAGUACAUCACCACUGAAUGUUUAUAGUGUUUAAAAGAGUCAUAAAGUAGCAAACCUUAUCGAAGUACUUAGUUGAAUGCUUUUAAAUGUACUAAAAUCUCCUCUUCUUGUACAGUUUAUGGAGUUUUUUUUAACCCAGAUUCUAUAUUCAAACCUCCUGUAACCAACAUGACAUGAAUCCCAGUAUAUAUAUAGUUGUGUUUUAUAAGUUAAUUUGAUUUCUUUCUUCACGUGUUCAACAGAAACUUGUAUUUAAGUUUGUUCAGAAACACCUGAUGGAUUAAAACGCACAUAUUAAACAGACUGAAGCUCAGUCACACACCUGUAUAUUAAAGAACUCUAUUUUUGAUAGUUUUCUUUCUUUAUCCAGUAGAAUAUAGCUCAUUUUGUCUGUUUCUAUAAAACUGUUUGUGUGGUUUUUUUUUAACUUCACGACUUUAAUAAGCUUUGAGAUGAAGACCGACUGAAGACGACUGGUGAAUAAAGCCACAAAUGAUGACUGACAUUUGAAAUAAAACAAAUAAAACAGUUAAAAGUU